ACUCGCGGACUCGAGAGUCAGCAGCGCACCCGCUGCUGGAAUAGUGCUCGUGCGCGCGCUGUCCUCUGUUGCGGCCGACGCGAAUUUACUACAAGAUCUCGGGCAGGGGCGAGCGAAGGGCUCGUAGGUGGAGUUGCGCUGCUGCUGCCAGGACAGGCACGGCUCUUCUUAGGUUCCGGAAUCCUCGAGCGAGUCGGCCCUGCGCACUCGGGCAUUGCUCUGUACGAAUCCUUCCCCCUCCCCCUCGAUCGAUUAUUCGUUCGCCUUCCAUCCCUCCUCCCUUCCCUCCCCUUGACUCGCUCGUUCUCGUUUCUUGAUGACGAUGGUGGUGGUGGUGGAAACUCCGCUGGACGACAUCAGCCCCAGGGGAUAAGAGAUAAAGAGAUCACUCGAUCACUCGAUCACUGAUGUGACGAGCCGUCCCAAUUCCCCACCUGAACCGCGUUCGUCGAGACUCCGGUGCGUGAAGAAGGCGUAGCAGCUCGAGAGGCCGACAGGAAGGCAAGAGUUCAAGCUGUCACUGAUGCACAGUGGACGGAGGGAGGGAAUUGCCACUCGAGGAUUGGGAAUUGCCAAAUUCGGAGGGGCCGUGCAGGUUGAUUCUUGUCGACCAGUGGGGUCCGUCUGGACUGGACAGUGAGCGCGACCGGUGUGUUGAGACAGCGAUUGAUCGCAGAAGACUUCGGGCGGAGGAUUUCGAAGCUGUGCCGUUAGGUGAGGCAUUUCUCCUCGAGGCCAGUCCCGGGAAAGUCACGUGGUCGGUCUGCAGGGGGACGAGUGGAAGUCCGAGAUACAGGAACUGAGAUUGCGACUGAAGUGAGAGAGAUUUCGGCCAGCGAUUGUGAGAAUAUGAAUGCUUUUAGGGCGUGCGAGUCUGUGAUAUGUAGAAGCAGGGCCGGUGGAUUUUGAGCGGCUGGCUGCAGGGGCAAUUUGUGUGCGCAGCGGGUCCCUUCGCGAAUAGGGACCUGCAUUGCCAAGCUUUGCCGGCUCCCAGGUGACGAGCGCAUGAGAUUGCCAUUGGGCGUUGGUGGAGGCGUCUGAUAUGCUGGCCUCAAUGAGUCGCUGACCGUCACUGGGAUCGGUCAACAUCGGUACGAAGUAGCAGACGCUUGUAUCGUCAUCAUGGCGUCCUCUUCAGUGUGGAAUUACUGCACUGGUCCUGCCAGGCUUCCUGAGGAAACAUGGGGAGCACACGUGUUGUCGAUUUUGUAUUUUCUCCUCACAGAACCAUGUGCCCAGCGAAUCGCCACGUUUCUUGUAAACAGCAUUUUCGUGAUAAUCAUAGGGAUUUUCGCUGGUUACAAGCUCUGGUCGGUUAGACUUCACAAAAAGUCGAGGGGAGUCUCGAAUGGUAACACCCCUGCGACUGUCUUGAAGGUGACGAGAGUCGGCAAGAGCUUCACACUCACCGUCGUUCUCACAGGCGUUUCCUGCUUUGUAUACCUCCUCGCAGCUGCAUGGCGUUUUUGGGUUGUUUUUGUCAGUAACUGGGAAGAUACCACCAUUCUAGAACUGACAUUUGCCUGCAUUCAAUUCAUGAGUUGGCUCAUCUUUGCUACCGUCGUUGCUCAUGAAAAACUCUUCUGUGCCAGACAUCACCCACCGAGUCUUCGAGCUUGGUGGGUGGCGUUGUUUAUCCUGUCCAUCUGGCCGCUUGCAUCUGCACUUGUGCAGUUUGCCCGGGAUUCCCCCUACGAUCCUGCUUCGUUGGACGACAUUCUCGCCCUAGUUAUAUUCCCGGUCACCUCGUUUUUGAUGGUGAUUAGUAUCAAGGGACGGACUGGUCUCGUGGUGGAAGAAGUUGUUCCAGACCUCAUCGAGCCUCUUUUGGAUCCUGACGCAAUAGACCAAAAUCCCGCGCUCGUCACAGAUUACGCCGAGGCAAGUUUGUUCAACAGAGCAGGAUGGUUUUGGAUGAAUCCUCUGCUCAAAACGGGAGCAGAGAAGGCUUUACAACUCGGUGACAUUCCUUAUGUGGCUCCAGAAGACAGAGCUGAGAAAAUGUACGACCGCUUCAUUGCAAACUGGCCCAAGGAAGCGACGCAGCAUCCUGUACGGUUGACUCUGCUCAAGAGUUUCUGGCCGCAGCUGCUGUUCGUGGGAAGUCUGGCAUUUACGAGGCUGUGCGUCAUGUAUAUCGGUCCCCUACUCAUUCAGAGAUUUGUGGAUUUCGCUUCUGGAGCCGGCAGCUCUCCCUACGAAGGCUACUAUUUGACUGCUGUACUCUUGGUCGCCACGGUCGUUCAAGUGAUGUCUGCUCAUCACUACAACUUCCAAGCGAACAAGUUGGGAAUGCAAGUCCGUGCCAGUCUCAUCACUGCCCUCUACCAGAAGGGCUUGCGUCUUUCGAGUUCUGCGAGACAAGAGCAUGGACUGGGGCAGAUUGUCCAGUAUAUGUCAGUAGAUGUCCAGCAGCUUGGUGACGUUGUCAUACAGUUGCACAACAUGUGGAUGCUGCCCAUGCAGAUUAUCGUGGCCCUGACGAUAUUGUUCUCGGUCGUGGGGAUAGCCACGAUUGCGGGUCUCACUACAAUGGUGCUCCUGGUCGUUGUCACGAUGGCUACCUCGGGUUAUCAAAGAUUUUAUCUGGCUUCCAUCGCCAGAAUGAGAGACAGCAGAAUGAAGGCUCUCACCGAGGUUCUGAACAACAUGAAAAUUAUCAAGCUUCAAUCAUGGGAGGAACAUUUUCGAAAGCGCGUGGAGAGCUUCCGAGAGUCGGAGUAUGGUUGGGCAGUUAAAUACUGGGUCUCUCUUUCGUACAACAUUGCCCUUCUGUGGAUGUCACCGUCGGUGGUCUCUGUGGUCACUUUCGGGCUGUGCGUGAUUUUGGGCAUCGAACUUACACCUGGUCGCGUAUUUACAGCUACUGCAACAUUCCGAAUUCUGAUGGAACCUGUCCGUCUAUUUCCCCAAGCUCUCAUUGCUAUAUCUCAAGCCAUGGUCUCGCUCGAUCGACUGGACAAAUUUAUGGUCAGUAAGGAGUUGGAUACAACUAUCGUUGAAAGACUUCCACCUGGUGAGGAAAUUGCCGUCAGUGUGGAAGGAGGGAGCUUCACCUGGGAUGAUGAUAGCCUGAAGCCAGCGCUCAUGGACAUCAACGUCAAAGCUGCCCGGGGUUCUUUAGUUACAAUUGUUGGCAUGGUUGGAUCUGGAAAGUCUUCUUUGCUAUCAUCAAUACUUGGGGAAAUGCCCAAGCUCUCUGGUUCGGUGAAAAUAAGCGGAAGCUCAGCGUAUGUUGCUCAGACUUCAUGGAUUCAAGGUGGAACGAUCGAGGAGAACAUUCUUUUUGGACUUCCCAUGGAUCGAUCAUGGUACGAGGAGACCAUUCGUGUCUGCUCAUUGGAAACUGAUUUGCGUCUCAUGGAUAAUGGCGAUCAAACCGAGAUUGGCGAUCGAGGCGUCAAUCUCAGCGGAGGGCAGAAACAGAGAAUUCAGCUGGCUCGUGCUGUCUACCAGAAUUGUGACGUCUACCUGCUCGACGACAUAUUCAGUGCAGUGGAUGCACACACGAGUUCAGCACUAUUUAAGCAAUGUAUCCGUGGAGUACUGAGAUCGAAGACUGUAUUGUUGGUCACACACCAGGUUGAGUUCCUGCAUGGAGCAGAUCAAAUUCUUGUCAUGCGCGAUGGUAAGAUCGUACAAUCAGGGAAGUAUGAUGAUUUACUCCGAGAAGGAGCUGAUUUUGAAGCCCUGGUCAAUGCUCAUGACGAAGCAUUGCAAAAAGUAUCAAGUAGCCAGAACGAGGAGGCCUCUGACGGUAUCACGUCGGAAGGAAGCUCUCACUCCCCUCUGAAAUAUAUCCAAAAGCAAUCAUCCAUGCCCAAAGGUGUCUCAGAGAUACAGAAAGUGAAGAGCGAGACCAAGAAAGAUGUCGUCAAACUUGUGGAGGAAGAGCAGAGAGGUGUUGGACGUGUGGCAUGGGUAUACUACAAAAUGUAUGGAACGAAAGCCUCCGGAUGGUCACCUGUGAUUGGCUUACUCCUCCUUCAGACCAUGUGGCAGGGUAUGCUUGUAUGUGGUGAUUAUUGGCUGGCAUUGGAAACAUCCGACAAUCACCGAUCUCAGUUCCGCGGCGGUAUCUUUAUGGCAGUUUACGCCUCGUUUGCUUUUGGAAGUUGGAUCGCGGUUUGUGGUCGCACAGCGUUGGGCACUUCAUUGGGUCUAAAAACUGCGCAAUUAUUCUUCUUGACCAUGUUACGCAGCAUUUUCCGAGCUCCAAUGGCCUUCUUCGACACUACACCAACGGGAAGGAUCAUCAGCAGGUCCAUACAAGAUCAAUCAACGAUGGAUAUCACCCUCGCCUUCCAGUUUGGAGCCUUCCUUGGAGUUUUAUUUUCCACUUUCGGUAUUCUUUUUGUGAUGAUCCAAGUGACCCCGCCGAUAUUCUUCAUCAUAGCGGCUCUAAGUUACACUUUCUUCGUGUACCAGGCUUACUUCAUCCCCUCAUCAAGGGAGCUGACACGGAUGGACGCCAUUACGAAAGCACCGAUCAUCGAUCACUUCUCAGGAACAGUUGCUGGAUGCACGACCAUUCGCUGCUUUGAGAAACAGGACCAGUUUUCGACUCUGAAUGUAGAAAGAGUGAACAGCAACAUUCGGAUGGACUUCCACAACAACGCAGCCAAUGAAUGGCUUGGGUUGCGGCUGGAAAUGAUUGGUAGUAUCAUUUUGUGUUUCUCCGCUCUGCUCCUUGUGACUCUUCCGAGGAGCAUGGUCAAUCCUGAUCUUGUUGGGCUCUCUCUGUCAUAUGGCUUCGCUCUCAAUUUGAGCCUCUACUGGCUUGUUUUGACGGUUUGUCAAAUCGAGAACAAAAUGGUUGCGGUCGAACGUAUAAGCCAGUACUCUGACCUACCAAGCGAGGCGCCACUGGUUAUCGAAGGCAGCCAGCCACCUCCAUCCUGGCCCCAAGAGGGAACCAUCAUGUUGCAGGACCUAAAGCUUCGAUACCGGCCCAACACUCCGCUUGUACUCAAAGGCUUGAGCUUGACAAUUCGUGGCGGAGAGAGAGUCGGUGUGGUGGGAAGAACGGGUAGUGGAAAGUCAACUCUGCUUCAAGCUCUGUUUAGAUUAGUCGAGCCAGCAUCUGGACGAAUAAUUGUUGAUGGAAUAGAUAUAGGAACGCUGGGUCUCAGUGAUCUUCGGUCGAAAUUGGCCAUCAUUCCACAAGAGCCAACUCUGUUUGAGGGCACCGUUCGAACCAACAUCGAUCCUUUGGGAGUCUACUCCGACAAGGAAAUCUGGGAUACUCUGGAAAAGUGCCAGUUGAGAACGAUCGUGGAGGAUAAGCCUGGGAAGUUGGACUUCAAAGUGGUGGAUGAUGGAGACAACUGGAGCGUGGGCCAGAAACAACUAUUCUGCCUAGGCAGAGCGAUUUUGAAGCGAAGUCGCAUUCUGUUCCUUGAUGAAGCCACUGCGUCUGUGGACUCACAAACAGAUGCUAUGAUUCAGAAAGCCGUCCGAGUGGAAUUCGCAUCAAGCACGGUCAUCAGCAUUGCUCAUCGGAUUCUCAGUGUUUUGGAUAGUGACAAAGUACUUGUUUUAGAUGCUGGGCUCGUGCAGGAGUAUGACAGUCCGACGAAAUUGAAAUCGCGGCAGGGUGGAUUAUUCGCAUCUCUUCUGCGGGAGUACUCUGCCCGUGCUCAGAUCGACGAGUAGUAUUAUGUCCAGUAUGAUGCAAAACAUCUGACGUAGGAGAUCGAAGAUCACUUCGCUAUUCCAUCUCACAUUAGAAGAAGCGUAGGACUGCUUGUUGAUCUCAGAGCCAGGAGCUAACAAGUGGUAACCAACCCAAAACUGCGUAUCUACUAUCAGCCUCUCAACGUAUAUAAUCUGUGCCGGUGCUUGCUGCAGCGAAACGCGUGGACCGACCCGUUCUGCCCAUGUGCCCCGUAGAGAAGUUGACAUAUCCAGAUUAGAUCCAGAAUCGAGCACCUGUACAUUUUUUCACACGCGAACAUCCUAGUUGAGCUUCCGGUACAGUUUGAUAAAUGAGAGACGCCAAUGUUAUGGCUCCAGAACGAGCGCUGUGGAGUCUCGAGCUGUACGUAGUUAUCCCUUCUAAAUCCUCCAGCCAGGCCUUGGAUUUUGUAAAGUACUCUCAUUUUGUAGCAAGACGUAGACGGGCCUCGAGGACGGACAGAAGUGGUAGGACAUCAUGCAUUGCAUGUAAUUCUUCAGUGUAGUGGUUCUUCUAUCCUCACCCACGAAUCAGAAAUACUCUUAUGUACUACUCGAACGGGAUAACUUGAAGGAGCUGUUGGAGGGACAACCCUUUGGGUAGUACUCGCAGCUGAGUUGUAGUUUCUUUGCAGCGCUGCACUGGAGCGUGUCUAGUGAGCUAUAUAAUCGCUUGGACUUCAGGAUUGAAAAAGUCUCCUCACCUACUAUCAUCAAGAAUAAGGUCCUGCCGGUUGUAGAAGCGCCAGUACGAACACAUAGCUGGGAGGCAAUGUCUCUGCCCAAAUUUGUUAGUGAAACUCUUCGUCUCUGUAAUUUUGUAAUUUGUCUUCCAUCGGAAGACCCAAUCAUACACAAGCAGCUAUUCAUCGUC
Messenger RNA from Marchantia polymorpha subsp. ruderalis, 6550 nucleotides. The record is from the annotation of a GenBank genome assembly. NCBI's taxonomy places the organism in Eukaryota, Viridiplantae, Streptophyta, Marchantiopsida, Marchantiales, Marchantiaceae.